Malaclemys terrapin pileata is the source of this 5973-nucleotide messenger RNA. RefSeq names its product tubulin tyrosine ligase 3-like. Bases 215 to 4213 code for a protein of 1332 amino acids. Gene Ontology annotation, biological process: cilium movement; cilium assembly; actin filament polymerization. NCBI's taxonomy places the organism in Eukaryota, Metazoa, Chordata, Testudines, Emydidae. Gene Ontology annotation, molecular function: protein-glycine ligase activity, initiating. Gene Ontology annotation, cellular component: Arp2/3 protein complex; cilium; actin cytoskeleton. The record is from RefSeq and is a predicted model, not a curated record. The transcript has 17 exons.
CAGUGGGGCCGCGGCGCCCGAGCGCUCCCCCCGCGCGAGCUGCCGGUGUCAGGGGUCGGCGCGGCCGGUCCCAUUCCCGGCCAGGAGGGAGGCUGGGAUGAGAAACCCCCGCGGGCGGUAAUGGAACGGGCCGCCCAUCCCGGAAGAGAGGAGCCGCCGCGGCUGCACCCGCCACUUCCGCUUCCUGGGAGCCGGACGGACCGAAGCUGCCGCUAUGACUGCCACUCUGCGCCCCUACCUGAACGCGGUGCGCGCCACGCUGCAAGCUGCCCUGUGCCUGGAGAACUUCUCCUCUCAGGUGGUGGAGCGACACAACAAGCCGGAGGUGGAAGUCAGGAGUAGCAAAGAGCUGCUGUUGCAGCCAGUGAUCAUCAGCAGGAAUGAGAAAGAGAAGGUUCUGAUCGAGGGGUCCAUCAACUCUGUGAGAGUCAGCAUUGCAGUGAAACAGGCGGACGAGAUCGAGAAGAUCCUGUGCCACAAAUUCAUGCGCUUCAUGAUGAUGAGGGCUGAGAACUUCUUCAUCCUGCGCAGGAAACCCGUGGAGGGUUAUGACAUCAGCUUCCUGAUCACAAACUUCCACACGGAGCAGAUGUACAAGCACAAGCUAGUGGACUUCGUGAUCCACUUCAUGGAAGAGAUUGACAAGGAGAUCAGUGAGAUGAAGCUGUCCGUCAACGCCAGGGCUCGCAUCGUGGCUGAGGAGUUCCUCAAGAACCUGCCCCCGAUGUGCUCUGUGGUAGUGCCGUGGCGAGGGGCUGUCAGGCUGCGGAGCCACCCUGGCUCCGCUCCCUUGGCCACAGGUGCUGACGUUGAGGGGGAUGCUGUCACCGAGAAGGCAGCUGUGCUCCCUGCCCGCCGCAAGGGCCCUGCUGCCUCUGGCCCCAGGAGGCAGCGGCAGGAAGGGCUCACAGCUCCUCCGAGCGAUGGGCGUAGCUGGCGCAGCAGCGGCUGCUACCCUCUCAACCCAGAGCGCCUCAAGCAGGGCAGGCUGCACGUGGAGAGAGCCGUCAAGCAAAGGAAGAUCUUCAUGCUGCAUGGCCCGUACCCCGUGAUCCGGAGACUGCUGCACAGCCGGGGCUGGGUGGAGAAGAAGGCCCCCAAGGCAGCACACAGAUGGGAACGAGCGCCCGACGGCGAGGAGGAUGGGGAGGGGGACGACAGCGACGGUGCCGAGGAGGGUGAGAGUUGGGCACACGGAGGGGUCCGACAAAGCGUGUCCCCCCCCUCCCCCCCCGCCCAGGGCAGAACUUUCCUCUCCCAGUGCCAGGGCUCUCCUGCUGCUCUGGCCAUGGGCUCUCCAAGGCAGGUCCCUGCUCAGGCCUGGGACUCGCUGGGGGCAGCAAGCUCAGGGGAGCAUAACCGAGAAGGAGGGACAGCCUGGGCCCUGGCCCCAGGAGACUGCUGGGGAACCACAAUGCCUUGCUGUGGGGUGGCUCCAGAUUCUGGGAUACGCCUGGCCCGGUCCCUGGAGCGCCCCAGGCCUGCCAGGUCCCCAGGGAGCGCCCCAGCUCUGCCAGGUCCCCAGGGAGCGCCCCAGCUCUGCCAGGUCCCCGGGGAGCGCCCCAGCCCUGCCAGGUCCCCCCAUCCUGGGAGCGCCCCAGCCCUGCCAGAUCCCCAAGGAGCACCCCAGCCCUGCCAGGUCCCCGGGGAGCGCCCCAGGCCUGCCAGGUCCCCAGGGAGCACCUCAGCCCUGCCAGGUCCCCCCAUCCGAGUCCUUGAGAAGCGCCCGAGCCCUGCCAGGUCCCCCCAUCUUGGUCCCCGGGAAGCGCCCCAGCCCUGCCAGGUCCCCCCAUCCUGGGAGCGCCCCAGCCCUGCCAGGUCCCCGGGAGUGUGUGUGUCCCAAGAUCAGAAUGCUCAGCACCUUGGGCCAUCAGGCGCUGUGCCCGGGGCAGUGGUGCUCUGGCCUCCCUCUGGCUCUUGCUCUUCUUCCCCAGACGAGGAGGGCGAGGAAGAGGAGGAGCAGGAUGAUGACCCUGAUGGCACCUAUGACCUCAUGUCGCGGCUGGUUCGCAACCAGAUGCCCUAUUUCAUCUGGACUAAUCGGCGAGAUGCCAUCGACUGCCGCUUCCUGCGCAAGGAGCAAGUGAUGAACCACUACGCCAAGGCGGGCUCCUUCACCACCAAGGUGGGGCUGUGUCUGAACCUGCGGAACCUGCCUUGGUUCGACCAGGCUGAUGCCGACACCUUCUUCCCCCGCUGCUACCGGCUGGGUGCCGAGGAUGAGAAGCACGCCUUCAUCGAGGAUUUCUGGCUCACUGCUGCCCGGAACAUCCUCAAAGUAGUGGUGAAAAGAUACUGGAGCGCAGCUGCCCGGGGGGCUGGGGCAGCGGCGGCUUCCAGCGCACAGGGGCCCAGGAAGGCCGGCGAGUCCGCAGAGUCCCCAAGAGAGACUGGUGGGAAGAAGGGCAGCCCCCUGCCACCGCAGCUCAUCGAGACGGCCCUGCAGGCCUGCGAGGAGCACCUGAGCAGCCUGACACACCAGGAUAUAGACAGGGAGCCCGAGUCCCCUCUCUGCAUGACGGGGGCACGGUGGGGGGACUUCCUGCGUGCCUACUACCAGGUGAUUCACGAAGGGGCGCUCCUGGACCAGCUGGGCUCCCAUGUCGAACAGUGCGAGCACGUCCUGCAGCGCCUGGCCGAGGUGCUCCCACAGCUGGAGAUGGAGGGGGACCGCAAUAUCUGGAUUGUGAAGCCAGGCGCCAAGUCACGGGGCAGAGGAAUCAUCUGCAUGGACCGCCUGGAGGAGAUGCUGAAGCUGGUGGAUUGCGACCCCAUGAUCGUGAAGGACGGCAAGUGGGUGGUGCAGAAAUACAUCGAGAGACCCCUGCUCAUCCACGACACCAAGUUCGACCUGCGGCAGUGGUUCCUGGUGACAGACUGGAACCCGCUCACCAUCUGGUUCUACCGAGACAGCUACCUCCGUUUCUGCACGCAGCCCUUCUCCCUGCACAACCUGGACACCUCCAUCCACCUGUGCAAUAACUCCAUCCAGAGGCACUACGAGAACUCGCUGAGCCGCCACCCCCAGCUGCCCCCCGACAACAUGUGGUCAUCGCAGCAGUUCCAGGCCCACCUGCAGCAGGCGGGGGCGGCAGGCGCCUGGCAGGAGGUGAUCGUCCCGGGCAUGAAGGCGGCCAUUAUCCACACCAUGCAGACCUCCCAGGACGUGGUGGAGUUCCGCAAGAGCAGCUUUGAGCUAUACGGGGCAGACUUCAUGUUCGGGGAGAAUUGCCAGCCCUGGCUGAUCGAGAUCAACGCCAGCCCCACCAUGGCGGCCUCCACGGCCGUGACCAGCCGGCUGUGCGCCAGCGUUCAGGAGGACACGCUCCGUGUGGUCAUUGACCGCAAGCAUGACCGCAGCUGCCACACGGGGGCCUUUGAGCUCAUCUACAAGCAGGCGGCUGUCGACGUGCCUCAAUACGUAGGAAUAAGCCUUUUGGUGGAAGGAUCCACUGUCAAAAAGCCACGGCCUCCAAACCACAGACUGUCCCCCAGUGCCAACCCCAGGCCGGGCCCCAGUGUGCCCAGCUGCCCGCAGCACUUCCAAGCACUCCCACAGAGCUCCCCUCGUGGGCCCAGGGCUCCACAGCUCGCCAGGCCUCCGGCGCCAGUCAGCGGCAAGGAGAACAGAGCCAGGGAGCUGGGGGCCGCCAACAGGGCCUCUGCUGCAGCUGGCACCCGGCCGAAGCUGCCCAGCAAGGUGCGAGCAGAGCCAGGCAGGAGGCUGCUAGAGCUGCACAGCGCGGCCACCUCCCCGCUGGGGGACAAGCUGGUGCCGCUGGGCCAGCCCAGGCUCUGUCAGAAGUGCAGCUCCCAGGGGCCAGUCCCCAGCCCCAGGGCACCCCCACGCCUCCAGCUCAGCAAGGCCAACGGCCCCAAGGGGCAGCUGCAGAGGCCAGCCCGGCAGCCAGGUAGGGAGCUGCAGCUGCACGUGCGGGACUUAUGCACCUUCCAGCUGGGCUGUGGGCACGCUGCCACCCCCACUCACCCCCUUGCUUGUUCUCCAGGGAAGCCCAGUGUGCCAGAGCGCCAGUGGGGGCAUGCCCAGGCUGCGCUGCGGGAGAGGCCCCCAGCCCCUCCUGCCAGGCCUGGCCAGCAGUGUGCCAGGGGCUGGCCACGCAGGGCCCCCCACCCAGCCUCCGCCCCUGAGCUCGGGGCCUUGCACAUGGCCGUGGGCAGAAGGAAGCAGAAGAGAGACAGGCUGUGCAGGUGAUGGAGGGAGCUGCCCCUGGGGCUGCUGGCAGCAGCGAGGGAGUCAUGCCAGGGGCUGGUGCCCUCCAAUAAAGGGAUCAAGAGAAGGAGCUGGAGUUUGUAAUGUGGGCAGGAAAUGCAGCCUGGUGCUGCCUUCACUUGGGGGGUGGCUGGCAGGGCCAGGGCCUGGGGCCAGCUGCAGCCUCCACCUCCCAGGAGGCAGCCCCCUUUCCCCUUGCCUUUGGCACACAGGGUUGCUGCUUGGCUUCUCUGGCCUGUCUCCUUUCCACAGCUGAAAUGGGAAGUGGUGUGUGCAGUGCUCUCCCCUGCGCUGCGGGGUGGGUGCGCAGGUUGGGUGCUGUACUGGGCAGGGGGUAGGGGGCAGAGCUGGGCACUACCCUGGCCCGGGUUAUGGCAUGGAGCUGGGCACUGCUCUGGGGGAGGGAGGUGGAUACUGCACUGGGCAGGGGAAGGAGAGCAUGGAGCCAGGCACCCCCGCCCCGGCAGAGGCGGUGAACAAGCUUCAGGCUGUAGGGUAGGGAGUAAGGCCUGUGGUCCAGCUGAAUGGGGCUAGGCCCUGGGGAGGGACUGGCCAGACCCCAGUUCAGGCCUUGCCCGUGCCUAUUUCUCCUUCCUUCCCAGGCCCCCCAGAGACGUGCAGGCUCCAAGGCCUCUGCUGCCCUGCUGGAAACCCCUGGGCUGGUUUGCACCCUGGCAGCAAGGCAGUCACCUCCAGCAGUGAACCCGAGUGCUCGGGGCAUGGCCCUCUGCCCUGCUCACCUGCUCUAAGGCCAGGAGCCCACCUGGCUGUGCCGGAGUCACCCUCCCGCAGGACUGGCCUCAGCUGAGGGCCCACAGCAGCAAGGGGCAGCGGGUUGCCCCAUUCUGUUGGACUCUGCCUGUGAAACCGUCCUGUGGGGGGCUGGCGCAUGUCUGAGGGCACCUGGCACUGCAGAAGGCAGGGGAGCCCCCCCCCAAGGUGGAGAGGGGGCAGGGCAGAGAACGGUCACAGCAGCUCAGCUAGUGCUUUGGCUGUAGCCCCCGGGACUGAGGCAGAGAAGGAGCAAGGUGGGGGGAGGAUGCCCUGAGACCAUGGCGCAAGCGGUCGGGGGGCUGGAACUAGGAGUGCAGGGGUUUGCCGUGGUUUCCAUCAUAUCCAGGGUUUGCAGUUUGGCUCAGCGCCCCUGCAAGCGGCCAGCCUGGCACUGGUGGGAGGGGAACAUGAUACAGCACGGUGUGGGGCGCAGUGGAGACAGGCCAGGACCUGCACCCUGAUCCCUUCACUGCAAGCUUCCCCCAAAGGCAGCCCCCCCCCACCAUGAGCAACCCCUUGGUUUCACUGCAUCGGGACCAGCUGUAGGCUGGGCUCUCCACCCCCAUGCUGGACUGGACCACUUCACAACACCGCAGUGGGGCUGGGGGGGACGCAGAGCACAGGACUGUCACACAACCUGAGCACACCCUACCAGACCAUGUGUUCAGCUUCCGUGUCUCAGUGGGCUGCAGCACCCUGACCAUGGUGGCACAGACUCUGCCAGUUACCCUAGGCCCCCAGACCAGGGCUGAGCCCCCAAACUGCCCACUAGGCAUUCUGGGAUGCAGCUCGCCUCUUCGGAGCACUCCAGUGAAAGCAGCCAGACAGAGAUUCCAAACCCAGUCACUCUUCGCUACCACCAGCUAGUCAGACAAAAUAAAACCCUGCCAGAGCCCCUGCCUGUUCCUCACCCCUCUGGAGUGGCCAAGAUCUCCUUCUGCAGCGACUCAUGGGAGUCCCACUCUGCU